CCUUUAUUGCAAGUCAGGAGGACUCUGCGGCUGUCUCUGCGCAUCCUCUCCCCCCCCCUGCACACCGGGCAGCGAACUCCGAGACGUCCGAGUUCUAGGAAACACAAACGCAUAUUGGUCCUUUUUUUUCUUUUUUUGCACGGUUGUCACCGCUGCAGAGGGAGGGAGGGAGGUCUGCACACCGACCUCCGGGCUCCUUUACCGGGACGCAGCGCUGCGGUUGAUCCGGUUUUGGUCAUGGCGCAGCCGAGGAAACCCGGACACAUUCGGCUUGGAUGAAGGACGCGUUGCGCCUCGGAUUCACCUAAAACUUCCCCCUCACUGAGGAAACCUAGGAACCCCGACAUUUUUAUCCCCCCGUAGCACGCCUUGAUUUGAAUGAUUUGAGUCUCUGAUUUGGUAGGCUAAAUUCUGAACUCUCCCUUGGCCCGGGACGCAGGGAUCGGGUAAUCAUCAAGGCCCCGCUGGUGCUCGCUUUGGGCACAACCUUGCCUAAAAUACACUGAUCCUCUGCUGUUUUUCCCCCCAGCCCGCUGUGUGCUUGUUUGUGUGUUUGUACCCGCGGCAUUUGGAGGGGGGGCGGGGGCGGUGUAAACAGUGCCAGCAGCAGCAGCAGCCAUGAUGGAUGCGGCGGAGUGCGGGGUGAGGGUGAUGUGCCGCUUCAGGCCCCUGAACGAGUCCGAAAUAAACAGAGGGGACAAAUACAUCCCCAAAUUCAAAGAAGACGACACGGUGGUGAUAACGGCAAGUCUGUCCGCUCACUCUAUACAAGCUCUGUGUGCUGUCGUCUCCUACUCCGUGUGCCUGCCUUGUGUGGUCUCUGUCCUUCUUUCUGUGUCUGGCUUUUCCGAUACUGGUAUCGGGACAUCUUUACUUUUGAGAAAGCGUUCAGGGCAGGAGCCCCAGAAGCAUACACAUACACAUGAUUGUAAUAUCGUUGUAAUCAUGGAGAAGUGUUUUUCAUGCCUGUGCGUUCCAGAUGUGCUGGGCGGCUACAACGGGACCAUCUUCGCUUACGGACAGACGUCCUCCGGGAAGACACACACCAUGGAGGGCAAACUGCACGACCCCCAGCUGAUGGGAAUCAUCCCUCGCAUUGCCCACGACAUCUUUGACCACAUCUACUCCAUGGACGAGAACCUCGAGUUUCAUAUCAAGGUUUCCUAUUUUGAAAUCUACUUGGACAAGAUCCGAGACCUGCUGGAUGUGUCGAAGACGAACCUCGCUGUGCAUGAAGACAAAAACAGAGUGCCCUAUGUCAAGGGUUGUACUGAGCGUUUUGUGUCCAGUCCGGAGGAGGUGAUGGACGUCAUCGAUGAGGGCAAAAACAAUCGGCAUGUGGCAGUGACGAACAUGAAUGAGCACAGCUCUCGCAGCCACAGCAUCUUCCUCAUCAACAUCAAGCAGGAAAACAUGGAGACGGAGAAGAAGCUGUCUGGGAAGCUCUACCUGGUCGACCUAGCAGGCAGCGAGAAGGUCAGCAAGACGGGAGCAGAGGGAGCUGUGUUGGAUGAGGCGAAGAACAUCAACAAAUCUUUGUCGGCGCUGGGAAACGUCAUUUCAGCUCUAGCCGAGGGAACAAAAACCCAUGUGCCGUACAGAGACAGUAAGAUGACUCGCAUCCUGCAGGACUCUCUGGGGGGAAACUGUCGCACCACCAUCAUCAUCUGCUGCUCGCCAUCUGUCUACAACGAGGCCGAGACCAAGUCCACGCUCAUGUUUGGACAGAGAGCCAAGACCAUCAAGAACACGGUGUCGGUGAACCUGGAGCUGACAGCCGAGGAGUGGAAGAAGAAAUACGAGAAGGAGAAGGAGAAGAACAAGAGCCUGAAAAACGUCAUCCAGAGGCUGGAGGCGGAACUCAACCGCUGGAGGAACGGGGAGAACGUUCCUGAGGACGAGCAGCUGAGCUCUAAAGAUCAGAAGGGCGCUGAGCCAUACGACAACACUCCCGUCAUCGACAACCUGCUGCCGCCAGGAGGAGGCGUCUCGCUCCCCGCCGACGAGCGGAGCCAAUACGAGGACGACGUUAGCAACCUCUACAAACAGCUGGAUGACAAGGAUGAUGAGAUCAACCAACACAGUCAGUUGGCAGAGAAACUUAAGGAGCAGAUGAUCGACCAAGAAGAGCUGCUGGCGUCUACACGGCGCGACUACGAGAAGAUCCAAGAGGAGCUGUGCCGGCUGCAGGCGGAGAACGAGCUGGCCAAGGAGGAGGUGAAGGAGGUGCUGCAGGCCCUGGAGGAGCUGGCCGUCAACUACGACCAGAAGAGCCAGGAGGUGGGGGAGAGAGACCGAGCCAACCUACAGCUGGUGGAGGAGCUGCAGCACAAGACGGCGUUGCUGUCAGUGGUGCAGAGCGAGCUGAGUCAGCUGCAGGAGCUGAACGGCCUGCAGAGGAAGAGAGCCGCCGAGGUCCUCAACCUGCUGCUGCGAGACCUCAGUGACAUCGGCACCAUCAUCGGCACCGGCGACGUGAAGACCGCCGCAUCCUCGGAGACGAAGGGUAACGGCUCGGCGGUGGAGGAAGAGUUCACCGUGGCUCGCCUCUACAUCAGCAAGAUGAAGUCUGAGGUCAAGUCUCUGGUGAACCGCAGCAAGCAGCUGGAGAGCUCUCAGGCCGACACCCACCGCAAGAUCCAGGCCAAUGAGAAGGAGCUGGCGUCCUGUCAGCUGCUCAUCUCCCAGCACCAGGCCAAGAUCCGCUCUCUGACAGAUUACAUGCAGAACAUGGAGCAGAAGAAGCGGCAGCUAGAGGAGAGUCAGGACGCUCUGACCGAAGAGCUCGCCAAACUGCAGGCUCAGGAGAAAAGACACGAGGUGUUGGGAGAGGAGAAGGAGGACAUCAGCAGACUGGAUAGAGACGAGGACAUCGAGAAAGCGCUGGAGGAGCAGCUGGAGAAGCACCGGGAGGCUCAUCAGAAGCAGCUCAGCCGCCUCCGAGACGACAUCGGAGACAAGCAGAGAAUGCUGGACCAACUCACAGAUCUAAACCAGGGUCUGCUACUGGAGCAGGAGAGACUCAUGUCGGACUAUGACAAACUGAAGGCCAAAGAGCAGGAGAAGGAUGCAAAGCUACAGAAACUCAUACUGCUUAAUGAACAGAGGGAGCAGGCCAAAGAGGACUUGAAGGGCUUGGAGGAGACUGUGGCCAAAGAGCUGCAGACUCUGCACAACCUGCGCAAACUCUUCGUUCAGGACCUCACCACGCGGGUUAAGAAGAGUGCGGAGCUGGACUGUGAGGAGGGACUUGGCAACGUGGCCCAGAAACAGAAGAUCUCCUUCCUGGAGAACAACUUGGAACAGCUCACCAAGGUCCACAAGCAGCUGGUUCGAGACAACGCAGACCUGCGCUGCGAGUUGCCCAAGCUUGAGAAGCGUCUGCGAGCCACGGCCGAGCGAGUCAAAGCCCUGGAGAACGCCCUGAAGGAGGCCAAGGAGAACGCCAUGAGGGACCGCAAGCGCUACCAGCAGGAGGUGGACCGCAUCAAAGAGGCUGUGCGGGCCAAGAACAUGGCCAGGAGAGGCUUCUCCGCACAGAUUGCGAAGCCCAUCCGACCAGGCCAUCAUCCACCAUCAUCCCCCAUCAGCAGCUCCAUCAGAGCCGGAGGCGUCUACACCCACAACAACUGAAACAACGGACCGCAAAUAACUGCCGCAUGCUAAACCGCCCUACCUGGAACCACAAGCCCCGCCCCUCCUGUUGGAGCACCAAUGGGAGGCCAUCACGACAGACUGUCACCGCUCAGAGAAGCAACAUCCAAACAUCCUUAGUGUAUAUACUAAUAUAACAUGUAGACAUAUUUAAUUUGCUGAAUGUAGAUAUCAGAGGCCUCAUUUAGAAAAUGUUCUUUUCUGUGAUCCUCCUGAUUAUAGAUCGUUUCAUUUGUCUUCAUAAUUAUGCUCUCUGUUGCAUAAUUACAAGCGUAGCAUUUAUAAAUGAGGCCCUGAGUUUCUUUCUGAAGGAUUGAGACACAAACGAGAAGUUUAGCAGCUUUCCAAAGCUUGAAGAGCCAGGGAGAAUAGGUCAAUCUUUAGGGGUAUAGUUUAAUCUUAAACCAGCAUUCAUUUGUUUAAAAGGAAUAGUUUGACAUUUUGGGAAAACACGCCUAUUCCCCGAGAGUUAGAUGAGAAGAUGUAUACCACUUUGUCCAAUCAAUGUAAAGAAAAAAGACAUGAGAGUGGAAUCAAUCUUCUCAUCUAACUACAUAAGAAAAAAGUUUCUCAUCUUGAUAAAGUUGAAGGUUACAGCUCGAGCUAUAGUUCAGGUGGAAGUGAAGGGCAGCCACUUGUUGCAGACAAAAACAUUGACACACAGCUUGUUAACUGUUUGUGUUCCCCGCCUCUGCAAGGCCCUGGCUGCAUUCCUAUACUAACGCCUAAUAUCUAUGCUAAUACCGUGUGUUGACUUUGGAGUUUUUGUCACUUUUUUUUUUUACAUUGCCCUACGUGACAAUCGUCCAAAAAGAAACCCUGCGAUUCUUUAAAAAAUGUUUGUCCCCUGCUGAGAUAUUUUAACAGUUGAAAGGAUUUGUGAUUGGCUGUAUCAUACUGUAGUCCUGCAGGGACACUGACCAGCCAAUCAGGCGUUCCCAGGACUCAGAACAGUACUACAGUCUGGUUUGUUAUGUUACUAAAGUUCUGCACUCACUCUGUGAAGCUUCUGAUCAGCCAAUCAGAGAUGUUAAAAAACAGAGUUCAUGACAGACCUAAAAAAAAAAAAACAGCUAGAAGAAGAAGAAAAAUUAAUAAUUUUCUCUCGAAAACUCUCACUCUGCCACACCUUGUGCCUUUUGAAACCCCUGAACUUAUAUUUUCACAGGUAAAAAAAAAACACCUUGCAAGGUUUUGCAGAAUAACUUCCACUUCCUCUUUCCAAACUGAAAGCGGAAACAUUGUAAUCAGUGAGACCCCUCCACCCUCUAAUCAAAGAUAUAUAAAUGUCUGUGCUGUUUUGUCUUCGUGCUGCCAGUUUAGCAUGUUUUUGAAUGCACAAUACUAUCUUGAGAUGGUACUUUUAGUUGCUGAGAGCGAUGAUACAAAGGGGCAACUUUUUAGGCAACAAAGCGCCAGGAUCAGUGGUGGAGUCUACGUGAUACGCAGGUAUGAAUAUGGCGUACACCCACUAGGAAAGGUCAAGGAUUUCCGUGUACCCACUUAGAAAAGCGCGAGGAUAACGUUACGCAACGAAGAUUGUUUCGCGACCGAACUUUCACACUUUCGUCUGUGUUGCGAGUCGCGUAGGAACAAACAACAUGGUUGCUUGGCGGUCAUGCUCUGCGAAAUUUGAAAUCAAUAUGAAUCAAUAAAGGAGAUGUAUUUAACAAAAAUGUAACCUUAGCCUGCCCCUGAAGCUAUACUGCCGCUUCGGGUGACACUGCAGCAGACGUUAACGUUACAGAAACUACAGAACGUGAGGCGGCUGAGGCGGAUGCUAUACCAGGGUUUUCCCGCCGUUAUAAGGUUCAGGUGCAAAACCCGAGCUGUUUUGGGCAGCACCUAAAGCCGAAUGAAUGUAACUUAAAGACUUUUCUCAGAUCUAAUGAUUGUAGUUGGACUUCUUUGGCAACUUUUGUCUUUAAGCUUUUUGAGCGUUAGUUAUUUAUCUGCUCUAGCUUUUCCAGCGUUUUAGACACAGAUAUGGUGAUAAUAACAGUCCAAAAUGAUGUGAAAAAGAGCCGCAGAACUACCACAAAGGGACGCCAAAUGACCCCAGGGACCCCAAAUAACCCCAAAGGAAACAAAAUGACCAAAAAUAGACCCAACACGACUACAAAGAGACGCAAAAACCCACAAAGAGAGAAAAUCCCACAAAGAGAGAAAAUCCCACAAAGAGACACUAAAUUAAUGAAAAACGUCAAAUUUUUUUAAACCCCGCCGCCAAAUACGCGCACCUAAGUCUUACACAAACUGAGGGAAAGCACUGUAUACACGGUUAACGUUAAAAACAUAUGGGGGUGUCGCUCUUGGACGACCAAGUAUAAAGCUGGGAGGGGGAAAAAAUCACAGUAUACGCACUACAAAAAACUAGACUGCACCACUGGGCAGGAUUGUUGCCAAAGAAUUUGGUGACCCGCAGCCUGAUAAUCAGCUUCUUUAUUUGAUGUUUGAUGGUUUUGAUUGUGGCUGUUUGGAGAGAAGUGGACAGCUGCUGUCACACUGAACAUGACCAAUAAAUGAAUGGAAGUGCAUGGACUAGAGCUUGUGUUAAAGGCAUGCUCAGGGACACCGUGCAUUCACCUCAUCAUGAUGAACAUUUUGAGUUUGCUAAAAUGUUUUUUUGUUUGUUUUGGCCGUGGCAUCAUAUCUCCAAAUAUACCUACAACUGAUGCAAUUAAAGCUAAUAAAAGAUAUAUCUAUUUAACUUUCA
Perca fluviatilis (European perch) is the source of this 6370-nucleotide messenger RNA. Its product is annotated as kinesin heavy chain-like. Bases 619 to 3633 code for a protein of 1004 amino acids. The transcript is spliced from 26 exons. NCBI's taxonomy places the organism in Eukaryota, Metazoa, Chordata, Actinopteri, Perciformes, Percidae. The record is from RefSeq and is a predicted model, not a curated record. Gene Ontology annotation, molecular function: microtubule motor activity; ATP binding; microtubule binding. Gene Ontology annotation, biological process: microtubule-based movement.